UUUCUGAGUCUAUAUGAUUCUGCGCUCUUGGUAAAUAGAGAUACAACUCUUUAUUAAAAUAUUGCAUUAACUGGCUGUCCACUAGUGUGGGCUUACUAGCGCGAAUUCCUUUUCGCACAGUCAAAUUUGAUAGAUAUAAAGUCUAGAUGGUGCAUCUUCUGUACAGAUUUACUACAUUAUAAGACUCCCAGUGUGUGCUCACUCUUUUGGCUCAGUUGUUUUGAUAUCUUAUAUUUCCUCCACAGGAAACUUCUAAAGAAGAAUACACGUGUCAAACUUAUACUAUAAGGUAAUACUUUCACUUCUUCUCUUCUCUAUAUCCCAGACUUCAAGUCACUGUUUGGUUAAUCCAGGCGUCAGGGCUUCAAUAAUUGGCGACUAAGCAUGAAAAUUAUCACACGAUGCGAUGUGAGAAAAUUUGCCUUCAUGUCCUCUUCUCCUUUCUUCUUUUCCUUCUUCUUUUUCUUUUCUGUUCUUCUUCCUCUCCUAUACCAGACCAUCCUCCUCCAUUUGACCUCAAGAGAUUGUGCCUCGAUUACGUUCUUCAAGUACUCGUUCUCACACAGCCAUUGCCCGCUCCCUUCUUCAUCAUAUAUCUUGCGUGCGAACAUUCCAGUCUUCAAUCAUGAAUGAUAUUGACCUCCUUCCAGCCACUUUAUCGGGUGUGACCUCGACUCUGGGGGCGUUAGGUCUCUCUGUUGAAACCCCAGAGUCGAGGUUCGAGCUGCUUGCGGCGGAGCUGCUCAGCCAAAUAUUCGAUUAUUUGGACACAGAUGAUAUCAGCAACGUUCGCCUGACUUGUCGGGUAUUCGCCAACGCUUGCAUUCGAUACCUGCCCAGAAAGUGCGCGGUUAGCUGCACGAAGGCCGGUCUUGAGAGGAUCGAAUAUAUAGCCUCACACCCGCUCAUCUCUCAACGCAUCCAGUCUCUUACAGUAGACUGCAGCCAAUUUUGGACCCUCGUUCACGGACGACCAAACCAAUCAUGGGACUAUAUACCUGCAGUUGGCCCCGAAGAAUUUCCGUGGUGUGAAGCAUACAAGAGAAUAUGGGAAGAGCAGAGACAGAUAAAACAAACUGGGAAAGAUAACGAUAUUAUUUCCCAGGCUAUUCCACAUUUAAAGAAUCUAAAAUCUGUCCGCCUCUGCAUGGGCAGAUUCAGCGAAGACGGACGCUUGCACCGGGAAACUUACAACUCGGCGUUGGGACACUUCAGCUUUUCCUAUGAUAGGCCUGUUUCUUGCAGCAUUCUUCAGUAUCUAAUGGUCAUGGAAUCUUUACGUGAUGCGAGAAUCAAGGUGGAAUCUCUCGAGUUACUCGAUGUUUCUUAUGGGAUAUUCUACCCUAUCAGCCGAAUAAUUGGGGGAAUGGAGGCCAAUUUCGAGCAUCUUACCAACUUGUCCAUCCGCGUUCAAGUUCACCCCGACAAAGUGAUGAACUCUGCAGAAGGGAAACCAGAGCUUGGACGGGUUCUAUCUUACGGCGUGCUGGCAGGAUACCUUGAAACGGCUACACGCUUACGUUCCUUAUCACUCUCAUCCAAGGAUGACCAUGGAGGAAGAAUGAUGGUUUGUGAUAACGCAUUUUCUUCAAAUAUCACUUGGGAGCAUUUGCAUACUCUCACACUCGAUAAUGUCUGGAUCGCAGAGCAUAUACUAGUUGGUUUAGCUACCCGCCACUGCAAGACGCUGAAGAACUUGACGUUGCACAAAAUUAUUCUCUGCGGUUCGUGGUUCACUGCCUUUCCCGCUAUUCGCGAGGUUUCUUCUCUUGAAAAGGCUGUUGUUUAUGGCUGGAUUGGAAAUCCAGUGGGUGAAUAUGCCCGGCGUGAACACUGGAGACUUGGUGUCUAUCCCGAUAGAGAGUUUGACACACCUUGGGGAGACGACGCAAGAGAGCACAGACUUGGACUCCGGGUUGCAUCAUUCCUGUGCAGAGAUCCAGGGGUGAUUGCACUGCCAUUGGAUUAUUUAAACAUGACUAGGCACUUUUGAGGAAAUGCAGGAAGCAGUAGCAUGAGCCGUCAACUUUUGAUGUCAAUCAGUUCCUUGCAUUUCAAUGUUAAUUCACCGAGACAAGAGUUGAUCCCUGCGACUAUGCCAAAUGUACACGUUAUAAUUUAACUACCAGGAGUCGGAGAUAAGCCCUGUUCAAUGCAUGCUGCCACGAUGAAGGAGGGCAACCUUGUUGCUCAACCGUCUUCCUUAAAG
Messenger RNA from Trichophyton rubrum CBS 118892, 2209 nucleotides. RefSeq lists its product as uncharacterized. Bases 626 to 1993 code for a protein of 455 amino acids. NCBI's taxonomy places the organism in Eukaryota, Fungi, Ascomycota, Eurotiomycetes, Onygenales, Arthrodermataceae. The transcript has a single exon. Gene Ontology annotation, molecular function: protein binding. The record is from RefSeq and is a predicted model, not a curated record.